AUGGAUCCUCGAAAACGUCGUUUCCCAAUUCUCCGCGUGGACAACUUGGUGUUUAGAAAAAUCAUCUCAAACAUUGCUCCGUAUGACCUUGUAUCGUUUGCUCAAUCUUCUCGACGUUAUCAAAGAGUUAUAAAGGCUAACAAGUCAAUAUUCCAACAUUUAAAUAUUGCAAUAAUCUGCCACGAGAAUAACCCUGCAGGAUUGGAGCUCAGUUUUAUAGAUUAUUCGGGGGAGGACGAUGAAUCUGAACAUUCUGACGAUGAAAAUGAUGAAAACCAAGAUUUACACACAAAGACCGAAAUUGGUGAAAAGAAACCAAUGAGCACUGAAGCCUCCAUUCUGUAUUUUGACUUCUUUGUUGAUCUAUUAAUCAAAGAUAAUAUCAUUUCAUAUGUAUCAAUUUUUGACUGGACUGGCGAUUUGAUCAAAAUAUUUGAUUGGAUUUCGACUCGACAAGAAUCAGUGAAACAAUUUGAACUCUAUAUGAAUCAUAUUAAGGACAGCGAUCUCAAUCAUUUUUUCGCAAUUGUCAAAGUAACCGAUAAGCUUGAAAUGAAUGUUCUGCCCAGUUUGGAGUAUCGGGCCCAAUGUUACCAACAAUUGGAUACCAUCGAUUGUCAGAAUGUUUUUUGGUGGCGACUGGAACACUUUUUGAUGUUUGAUUGUAAGAAGAUCAUGCUCGAAGACACACACUUGACCAACGACAACAUUGUGUGGCUUCUUGAAUGUUGGUUGGAUGGUUCCGGAUUAAAAAUUCUCAAAAAUAUGGCAAUCGAUGGGAACAACUUGAACCGGUCGAUUAUAGUCAGCAAAGUGAAACACAUUCUACUGGACAGAAAAGCGAUUUCAGCCAUGUCUGGAUCGGUCAUCACUGAGAUCGCAAACGGAGGAGCAGUGAUAGAACGUAGCGACGGUGUCAAAGCCGUCAUUCCUUUCAUUCAACCUGGUCGCGUGCCUAUUCGUCAGUUCGAAUUAUAUGUUCUCGACAAACCAAACAAGCACGAAUAA
Molecule: messenger RNA, 1008 nt
Organism: Caenorhabditis briggsae
Lineage: Eukaryota; Metazoa; Nematoda; Chromadorea; Rhabditida; Rhabditidae
Exons: 3
Coding region: 1-1008 (335 amino acids)
Biological process (GO): embryo development
Molecular function (GO): protein binding
Source: RefSeq, a predicted model, not a curated record